AUGGCGUCUCAAUUCCAACAGAAUGAUAGCAACCUACUCGGUUUGCCCACCGAAAUUCUCUCUGAGAUUGUCAAGGAACUCCGUUUUAUCCAUGUUCCUUUUAGCGCUGAGUACCCGGACAUCAAAGUCGAGAAAGAGACCCAUGAGAACCUCAAGUCAUUGAGAUUAACGCACAGAGCAUUCGCAAACUGCGAUGACUUGAACUGCAUCCUCUUCAGUAACAUCUGUCUUGAACCCACGCGUGCUAGUCUCACAAGUCUUCAACGCGGUGACUUCUCCCGCGUCGCUCUUCAUGUGCGUUCCGUCACGUUCACGACACCACCCAGCUGGGCACUUCCCUACAAAGCGUAUGAGAAGAUUCUACGCGGUUCGCAGGAAUCAUCCGUGCUCUUUUUGCCCGACGGGCUGAAAGCUGCAUAUGAUGCCUAUAUGAGCGAUGCUAGAGAUACGCAGGCAUUGCUCGAGGAUCCAGAAGGGGAGCUUAAGCAAGCAUGGACAGGCAUUAUCGAGAUCUUGGGAGACCGCCUUGAAAAGGUGAAGCUUCUUAGCUAUGACUGUGAGAGAAUCCGCCAGGUCAACUACAUUGACACUCCCAACACGGACGUCGGUGUUCCGUCGCAGCUUCCUCGACAUAACCAUGAAGAUGAUAGAUGGGCGCAUUUUGAGCUCCGCGAUGAAAACUCCGAGCCUACCGUCGAGUAUCAUUGCAAGCACGCUACCGCUGUCACUGGUGACAAGCUCAUUGCCAUGGUCCUUACAUGCCUGGCGGCUUCGGGUGUUGCUGUCCCCAAUCUUAAUAUGCAGCUAUUCAUGACCGGUGAUCUCGAGUGCAAAGACAUCCCUGGAUGGGAAGACCUCGACUUCAGUAAGCUCAAGGUCCUACACAUCUCACCGGAGAUCCCUUCUGGCGAGAACGGGCUCGUUGAGCGACACCUUUGGGCCAUGUCAAACUCGCAAGCCGAGAGGAUGAAGAUCAAGUCUGGUGACUUCUGUCACGAUUUGUUAGACAAGUGCCACUCCAGCAUCCAGCACUUUGCCUAUGGUAUAGAUCACGUCGGAAAGGGUGUUCUCUGCUGGCCAACUCGAAAGCCCAGCCACGACUUCCCAGAGCUUACUCGCCUAACCCAAAAGGGCAACAUUUUCCCCCAAGCCCUUGCACACUGGCUUCUGCACUUGAAGAGUCUGCGACAUCUCGAGGUAUCUGGCAAAGUUUGUCGAGGACCGGCGGACGUCGACUGGCGCUUUGUCUUCAGUGCGAUACGCGAGCAUCCCAACGUAUCAGGCGAGACUCCGAAAGGUCUUAGGGUUGAUCUUGAUGAGCUCCACAUGGAGGGCGACGUUUCAUACAGCGGGGUUAUCUGCAAGGAUGCGAGCAUUGCUACGAAGAGACAUGAGCGCGAUAUGAGUCUUGAACUUUGGGAGGAUUUGAACUAUGGCAUGGAAGCUCACCUCUAUGGUGAGAUGCCUUUCGGAGAAAACAAGGCUCUUUUAUACUGUAUGGGUCAAUGGGAACCGACGGACGAGGGGGAAGAGAGUGAUUGA
Fusarium proliferatum ET1 is the source of this 1542-nucleotide messenger RNA. RefSeq lists its product as uncharacterized. The coding region runs from base 1 to 1542 and encodes 513 amino acids. The transcript is spliced from 2 exons. The record is from RefSeq and is a predicted model, not a curated record. Lineage: Eukaryota; Fungi; Ascomycota; Sordariomycetes; Hypocreales; Nectriaceae.